Messenger RNA from Saitoella complicata NRRL Y-17804, 1335 nucleotides. Its product is annotated as AFG1-like ATPase. The transcript is spliced from 2 exons. Gene Ontology annotation, cellular component: cytoplasm; mitochondrion. Gene Ontology annotation, molecular function: ATP hydrolysis activity; ATP binding. Gene Ontology annotation, biological process: protein quality control for misfolded or incompletely synthesized proteins. Lineage: Eukaryota; Fungi; Ascomycota; Saitoellomycetes; Saitoellales; Saitoellaceae. The record is from RefSeq and is a predicted model, not a curated record. Bases 1 to 1335 code for a protein of 444 amino acids.
AUGGACGUCGGAAGGGCAGCGAACUGGAAUGGAUCGGAUGACCAAGGACCGCUGGAUCGGUAUAACGCAUUAUCAAAGCGUGGGUUGAUCAAGAAUGAUGAGUAUCAAAGAGGCAUCGUUACUCGCCUCCAAACUCUCCACGACGUUCUGAAAUCCUAUAGCCCGCCACCAGUCGUCCACCCCUCUCUGUCUUCCCUCAAGCCCUCCGGCGGCUCGAUCCUCCAACGGAUCUUCGGUCCCAAGCCAGAAGUACCAAAAGACCACCGACCUGAAGGCACGCCAAAGGGAAUGUACCUCUACGGCGACGUCGGUUGCGGAAAGACAUUCCUGAUGGACAUGUUUUACGAAACCCUCCCUGCGAACAUUACCUCCAAAGCACGAAUGCACUUCCACGCCUUCAUGCUCGACGUGCACAAGCGCUCGUUCGAGCUGAAGCAACAACACGGCUCCGCAUUCGACGCAAUCCCUUUCGUAGCAGCCGAUAUCGCACAAUCCGCCCGUGUCCUCUGCUUCGACGAAUUCCAGGUAACAGACAUCGUUGACGCCAUGAUCCUCCGCCGACUCUUCGGGGCUCUGAUCAGCCACGGUGUUGUGGUCGUGACCACCUCCAACCGCCACCCUACCGAACUUUACAAGAACGGAAUCCAGCGCUCGAGUUUCAUCCCCUGUAUCGAACUCCUCCAAGAAGAUCUCGAGGUGGUGUGCCUCGACUCACCAACCGACUACCGCAAACUCCCCAGAAAAGUGAGUUCAGUCUACCACCACCCUCUCGACUCCCACGCCCCCGAACACGCCCAAGCCUGGUUCGAACACCUCGGUGACUUCAAAAACGACCCACCAAAACCCGCACACGUCACAAUCUGGGGCCGACAAGUCCACGUACCUCAAGCGUCGGGGAAGUGUGCGAAAUUCACGUUCAAGGAGAUCUGCGGAAUGCCAAUGUCAGCCUCAGACUACCUCGAACUCUGCCGAAACUUUAAUGCGUUUGUCAUUACCGGCGUCCCCCAAAUGACCAUGCGCGAAAAAGACCUCGCACGGCGUCUGAUCACGUUCAUCGAUGCAGUGUACGACUCACGGGCGAAACUGGUCUGUACCUCCGCCGCGCCCAUCGCACAGAUUUUCUCAGGCGAAGACUCAGUCAGUAAGAAGAUGAACCUUGACGAGGGUGAAAUGGAAAUUGAACCGGCUAUGAGGGCUUUGAUGGAUGAUUUGGGGUUGGAUGCCAAGACGUUGAUGUCGAGUUCGAUUUUUACGGGUGAUGAGGAGAGGUUUGCGUUUCAGAGGUGUAUUUCUAGGUUGGUGCAGAUGGGUACGCAGGAAUGGGUUGGCCAGUGA